This is a messenger RNA of Notodromas monacha, 1719 nucleotides long. The record is from the annotation of a GenBank genome assembly. NCBI's taxonomy places the organism in Eukaryota, Metazoa, Arthropoda, Ostracoda, Podocopida, Cyprididae.
UGUCGUGAACCUUAUCAGACAGCCUCAUCACCAGUUGUGUGUAGUGUGCAAGUGAUUUCGGAAGGUUCCUCAUCGUUGAAUGCGUGUCACAAACUUGGGCAUCGUAGCGCAAUUUGCGCUACGAAGGCGUACCUUCGUAUUGUCACAUCCGUGACAAAAGUAUCCUCUGCUUUCCUCUGAGCGAUUUGUUGUGUAUCGCAGGCAACGAACAUGUCGUUCCGCGGCGUGAGAGCCAGCAAGUUUCGACACGUCUAUGGAACACCCUUGAAACGAGAACAAUGUUACGACAACAUACGUGUGUCCAAAUCCUCCUGUGAUUCGUCUUUCUGCGCCGUAAACCCGAAAUUCGUGGCCAUCAUCGUCGAAUCGGCCGGCGGCGGUGCUUUUAUCGUCCUCCCUCUCAAAUCGACAGGGAGGAUCAACCGAGAUUAUCCCUUGGUCGGAGGUCACCGAGGACCAGUUCUCGACAUCGCCUGGUGUCCACAUCACGAUAACGUGAUUGCGUCUGCCUCGGAAGACUGUUAUAUAAAAAUAUGGCAAAUACCUGACCGGGGUAUAAACCGCACGUAUACUGACAAAGAUGCUGUGGUAGAUCUGGCGCAUCACCAACGUCGUGUAAGCCUGGUCCUGUGGCAUCCUUCCGCACAAAACGUCCUCCUUUCCGCCGGCUCAGACAAUUUGAUUGUCAUUUGGGACGUUGGGACGGGGACAGUGUUGAGGGAAUUCGGCACGCCGGAUGUGGUGUUUUCUGCGUCGUGGAAUUACGACGGGUCGCAGUUUCUAUAUACUUGCAGAGACAAGAAGAUCCGGAUCUUAGAUCCCAGGUCUGGUGAAGUGCUAAGCGAGGCUGAGGGACAUGAGGGCAUGAAAGCUAAUAGAGCGAUCUUUUUGAAGAAUGGGUUGGUGUUCACGACGGGUUCCAGUAAGCCUGGUGACCGGCAGUAUUCUCUCAGGAGCCCAGAUAAGCUUGAUGACCCAAUCGUUCGCAUUGAACUCGACACAUCAAACGGUGUUCUGUUCCCAUUCUAUGAUGCCGACACAAGCAUGAUUUACCUUUGUGGAAAGGGGGACAGCGUGAUCCGGUACUUCGAGGUUACCUCAGAGUCACCAUUUGUGCAUUACAUCAGCACCUUCCAGACACCGGACCCACAGAGGGGCAUUGGCAUGAUGCCAAAGCGUGGCUGCGAUGUUUCGUCUUGUGAGAUUACCCGGUUCUACCGACUAAACAACUCCGGGCUUUGUCAGGUGAUAUCAUUCACCGUGCCCCGAAAAUCUGAGCUUUUCCAGGUGGACUUGUACCCUGACACGUUUGCAGAACAACCGGCAUUAUCGGCCGAUGAAUGGGUCGCUGGUGUAGAUAAAGAACCUGUGUUGAUUUCUCUGAAGGAUGGAGUGAAAGAGCCUGUGAAGAAGGAGAACCUGCGCAUGGAGCGUAAGUCAAAUGUGCUAGACCGAGGUGUCCGGAGUGGUGAUCAACAUGACCAUGGUGCAACAGAUAUAAAUGAAAAUGCCGAAGCCGAGUUUGUAACACAGCUGAAGCAGUUGGAGAAGAAAAUGGAGAAAAAGUUGGCUGCGUUAGAAUCCAAGAUGGAGGAGGAGAACCGUCGACUAAAAGCAGUCAUAAUUAAGCACGAGAGUCGGAUCAGGAUGCUGGAGCAACAAGGGGCCGGAGACGCCCCGGAGGAGCCAAACUCUCACCUGGCCCCGGAUGAAGUCUAA